This is a messenger RNA of Scatophagus argus, 6583 nucleotides long. RefSeq names its product neuroligin 3a (gene nlgn3a). Gene Ontology annotation, cellular component: cell surface; synapse; postsynaptic specialization membrane. NCBI's taxonomy places the organism in Eukaryota, Metazoa, Chordata, Actinopteri, Scatophagidae. The coding region runs from base 765 to 3341 and encodes 858 amino acids. The transcript has 8 exons. The record is from RefSeq and is a predicted model, not a curated record. Gene Ontology annotation, molecular function: neurexin family protein binding; signaling receptor activity. Gene Ontology annotation, biological process: chemical synaptic transmission; synaptic vesicle endocytosis; presynaptic membrane assembly.
UCACUGAAAUAGUUUGAGAAAUGUAAACCUUAUAGCGCCUUUUAUUCUUGAAAACGGAAGGUUCCCCGUUUACUUGCAUUUGUUUGGAGGCCAGUCGUCACCGUCCAAUUAUGGCGGCGACGUUGACGUACCACAGGAACGAGGCGAAGCGGCCAAAACGGCAUCUACAUUUACAUAUCUGAGUGCACCAAGACCACCAUGCUAGUCCAGUGACAGAGAUGCUCACAUCUCAGCGGUCAGCGGCAGCAAGUCCUCCUACGACACCUCCGGGACUGUUGGCCACCACAGGCCUCACUCACGCUGAUGGUAAACCAAGACUGUUUACUACCAGCCCGUCUGCAUGAACGUAAAAGGCGUAAGAGUGCAUAACAUUUGAAUUAAGACCGAGACAGAUGCUGCAUGUUAAUGGGUGGCCAUUUGAACGUUUGACACUAAACACCACGGAGCCUUACUUCUCAAAGGGAAGGAGAGCCCAGUGAUCAGACAUUAUCCCGAAACUUCAACUUUGACACUUCUCACUUACUUCAACGCACGGGAUAGAAGAACUGACGAGUGCAGACAGAGAGAGGACGGUGAAUGAGGACCUUGCUGCAGAGAAGAAACUGAACAACUGUGACUUUUUUGUGACAGGCUCCGGUAUCACAGCUGAUGACUGUCCCUCAAGUGGCUGAACUGCAGUGCUGAGUGGGAAGCCUGUGUGUUUGCUGAGGGCCUGCCCUAGCUUGUAUGUUGGUCACUUACAGUUGUACUUGCUCGCAAGGACCAUGUGGUUUUCUCCAAGGAGAAGUCGUCUCCCCUCACAAAACUGUCACGGUGCCCCCAUUUGCACCAAUUUUCCUGUGUCCUUGUGGGUAUUAAGUGUUUGUUGGUGCUUUGCGGCCGUGAGAGGUCAGAACUACCACCCAACUGUGAACACGCAGUAUGGGAAACUCCGAGGGGUGAGGGUGCCUCUCCCCAGUGAGAUUCUGGGGCCAGUGGAUCAGUAUCUUGGGGUUCCCUAUGCCGCCUCUCCAGUGGGAGAAAAACGCUUCAUGCCUCCGGAGCCACCUUCGUCCUGGUCGGGCAUCAAGAACGCCACUCACUUUGCUCCUGUCUGCCCCCAAAAUAUUCACAACGCUGUGCCAGAGAUCAUGAUGCCGAUAUGGUUCACCUUCAACCUGGAUAUAGUUACUACAUAUAUACAGGAUCAACACGAGGAUUGUCUUUAUUUAAACAUCUAUGUUCCCACUGAGGAUGUCAAAAGAAUAUCCAAGGAAUGUGCCAGGAAACCCAACAAGAAAAUGUGUAGAAAAGGAGGGGCCCAUGCAAAAAAACAGGGCGAGGAUUUAUCGGAUAACGACGGUGAUGAAGAUGAAGACAUACGAGAUACUGGAGCCAAGCCAGUGAUGGUGUACAUCCACGGAGGAUCCUACAUGGAGGGGACGGGCAACAUGAUCGAUGGGAGCGUCCUGGCCAGCUAUGGAAAUGUCAUCGUUAUCACUCUCAACUACCGCGUUGGAGUCCUCGGCUUUCUCAGUACGGGUGACCAGGCUGCCAAAGGUAACUACGGGCUCCUGGACCAGAUCCAGGCUUUAAGGUGGAUCAGCGAGAACAUCGGCUUCUUCGGAGGAGAUUCCAACCGCAUCACUGUGUUCGGUUCUGGGAUUGGAGCUUCCUGCGUCAGCCUGCUCACCCUCUCCCACCAUUCUGAAGGUCUUUUCCACAGAGCCAUCAUUCAGAGCGGGUCAGCCCUCUCCAGCUGGGCGGUGAACUACCAGCCGGUCAAGUAUACACGUCUCCUGGCAGAGAAGGUGGGCUGUAAUGUCCUGGACACCUUAGACAUGGUGGACUGUCUGAGGAAGAAGAGCUCCAGGGAGCUGGUGGAGCAGGACAUACAACCAGCGAGGUACCACGUGGCCUUUGGACCUGUAAUUGAUGGUGAUGUCAUCCCUGAUGACCCUGAGAUCCUCAUGGAACAGGGUGAGUUCCUAAAUUACGACAUCAUGCUGGGGGUCAACCAGGGUGAAGGGCUGCGGUUUGUGGAGAACGUGGUGGAUUCAGAGGAUGGUGUGUCUGGAAACGACUUUGACUUCUCCGUGUCAGACUUUGUGGACAGUCUGUACGGGUAUCCGGAAGGAAAGGACACACUGAGGGAGACCAUUAAGUUCAUGUACACGGACUGGGCAGACAGAGACAAUCCAGAGACCAGGCGAAAGACGCUGGUGGCUCUCUUCACCGACCACCAGUGGGUGGAGCCAUCAGUGGUGACGGCUGAUCUCCAUGCUCGCUAUGGCUCACCCACCUACUUCUACGCGUUCUACCACCACUGCCAGAGCCUGAUGAAGCCAGCCUGGUCAGACGCCGCCCAUGGGGAUGAGGUGCCCUAUGUUUUUGGAAUUCCUAUGAUUGGUCCUACUGACCUUUUCCCAUGUAACUUCUCAAAGAACGAUGUCAUGCUCAGUGCUGUGGUCAUGACCUAUUGGACCAACUUUGCCAAGACUGGCGAUCCCAACAAACCUGUUCCCCAAGACACCAAGUUCAUCCACACCAAGGCCAACCGCUUUGAAGAGGUGGCCUGGUCCAAGUACAACCCCCAGGACCAGUUGUACCUGCAUAUCGGCCUGAAGCCACGUGUGCGCGACCACUAUCGUGCCACCAAAGUGGCCUUCUGGAAACACCUAGUGCCCCACCUGUACAACCUCCACGACAUGUUCCACUACACCUCCACCACCACCAAAGUGCCCCCACCAGAGACCACACAGAACACCUUGUCCACCAAGAGGCCCAACGGCAAAACCUCCUGGCCGUUCAACACCAAGCGGCCUCCCAUGUCCCCAGCUUACAACAGUGAGGACAAAGACUCUUGGAGUGACGACGAGGAGACAGGGCCGCUGGUGGUGGAGAACCCUAGGGAUUACUCCACAGAGCUCAGUGUCACUAUCGCUGUCGGAGCCUCAUUGCUGUUCCUCAAUGUGCUGGCUUUCGCAGCCCUCUACUACCGCAAGGACAAGCGGCGACAAGACUCCGGCCACGGGCAGCCCAGCCCGCAGCGGCAGACCACCUCCAAUGACAUUGGCCACCACGCGCCUGAGGAGGAGAUCAUGUCGCUGCAGAUGAACCAGACGCACCAUGAGUGCGAGGCGGGGAACAGCAACGAGGGGGCACUGCGCUUGGCCUCGCUUCCUGACUACACGCUCACUCUGCGACGCUCUCCAGAUGACAUUCCCCUCAUGACCCCAAACACCAUUACCAUGAUCCCCAAUUCCCUGGUGGGCAUGCCCAACCUGCACCCCUACAACACUUUCACAACCGGCUUCAACUCCACUGGCCUGCCGCACUCCCACUCAACCACCCGCGUAUAGCUUUAAGGAGGCCAGGGGCAGCCAGCGCAGGCGGGGGUGGAGGAGGCGGCCGUGGUGGUGGAUGAAGGAGGAGGAGGAGCAGCAGCAGGAUGAACGAACGGAGGAGAGGAUUGUGUUUUAUAAAUAUCACAGGGAGGGGGAGGGCAACAAGGGGGAGGGGAGGGGAAGGGCAUGAGUGGGAUUAAAACGUGAAGAGAUUUAACUAGACUUUUACUAUGAGGAGAGUUGCUGAGAGCUCUCUAUGGAUGUCAAGUUGUGCAGAGCUGCCAAAAUCAAACUGCUUCCUUUCUCCUGACCUGGGGAAAGGCUCUUUCUGCAGUGUUUUUUUCUAAAAUAAUCAUUUUAAAAGCCUUUUUAAGCAGACUGAGCAGAUAUCAACACUUUUUUCUUGAAUUCAUAACAAAAACAAAGAGAAGUGCUUUUUAUUUCCCCAUCCCUUCCUCCUGCGGGAGACACAUCUCGAACAAUAGCCUCUACGUCAAUAUUCGCAAAAUGUUUUUAAUUGCUUCUUCGUUUUGUUUUACGUUUCAAUGCCUUACGAAGCUUGUUCUUUUUUUGUCAUAAUUUCUAUUCCCUGAGACUAUUCCAAGUGGAGUGUGUUACCAGACGAUGAGACUCAAAGAUGAGAGACUGAAUCCAGGAUGGGAACCAAGAGGAUAUGCAGAUGUAGAUUUUAAACCCAUUUUGGGCAACUCAUUUUUUUUCUUUCUGUUGCAUUCCAACACAACAGCCACACAAAUGGUGUUAUCUUUUAUUUUUUUUUAUCUCGUAUAGAAAUAAUUUGUCUGGAACAGCUCUUGCCCAGAGAUGAGAAGGCAGAGAUAAAUGCUAUGUUACUGUGAUUGUUUUGUUAAGAAAAAAGUGCAUCUUUUACAGCCAAUUUAUCUGUUAAGCUAUCUGAUAUUAUCUCCACAAAGUGUGCACGUACACAUGCUGCUUAGAGCACUUGUGUGUUUGUGUGCAUGUGAUAAUGAUUUGUCAUUUCCUGCGUGCAAGCGUGGAUCAGACGCUGAGCGAAGACAGAGACAUUGUCGGAACUUGCAAAUGCAAGAGCGGUGAGUGAGUGAAUGAGUGCGUAUGUUUGAGUGUGUGUGUGUGUGUGUGUGUGUGUCCGUGCACCUGUUUUUUUGUUUGUAGGUUGUAUAAUGUGGUUUUCAGGGGGGUGAAGGCUGAGUACUUUCUCAUGUUAGUAAUUUUGGUUCACCACCAGUAGUGUUUCUGCUACGUCUCUGGGUGUCUGUCUUUGCGAAAUAGCACUUUUGUUAUUUUCAAAGUUAUAAAGUUAUAUGUCUAAUUUUGCUUAAAGAUUACAAAAUAAAUCUAUUAUUUUAUGUGUAAGAGAAAAAAAAAUAGCUAAAGAUUCAACUGAACUAACUGACAUGAUUCCAUUGACUUUGUAAGAGUUUCUCUUCAAGAGCAGACAGUGGCCUGUUUGCACUGAAUAAAUUCAGUGCACACUUGUAUUUCUUUGAAUAUAUAUAUAAAUAUGGGCAUACAUACAUAUAUGUAUAGGGCUUCUAUGGAGAUAUCACUCCCACUUAAAAAAUAAACAGAAUACUGUUCAGACUUCAGCACCAACACGAAUAAUUCCUAUGUAUUGAUGUUUAAACAUCAUAAGCCAAGACCGCUCUAGGUGUCUUUGUAAGAGCUCUAUAUGUAUAUUUAUGUAUAAAAUAUUUAAUAUUUAUUUAUGUAUACCAGAUGCAUACAUGCUGAUUGUGCCAUGUGCCAAAUUAAAACAGUAAAAAAAGAAGAAUAUAAAGUUUCACAAAACUUUUUUUUUUUUUUUCUUGCUUGAUCAAAGUUCUUUUCCUCCCUUUUAGGACUUUUUAUUAUUUCCAUUUUGAAUGAGUUAAAAAAGGAAUAUUCUUGCAGCAAGUGCAAGUCUCCCCCCAGGACUUCCUCUCUACCUCCUUCUUCCUGUCUCCCCUCCUCCUCCUCCCUCGCUCCUUUUCUCUCGCUCAAACCUUUGAGAAAAACAGGCUAACAGCUUGGGGCCUAUCUGCGUGCAUAACUCCAGAUUUUACUGUAAUUCAUGCAAAGUAGUGUUGCAGCAAUGGGAGAUUGUGAAAAGAUGGCCUUGAUGUACUCAUAUUGCAUCCUAUUAUAUGUUAUUCUCGCAGAGAAAACUGGAGUUAUUGAUUCUGCGAGUAAAACUGACAAUUUUCAUUAAGUAUCUUGGCAUAGCACAGAUUGUCUCCUUCGUUACAGCAAAGUACAGUAAUGCAAUCUGACCAGUGACCCCAGAUCAGUGUUGCAGUUCUUACUUCAUGCACACAGAACUCAACAUUUUUAUGAAGUAUUCCAUUAUAGCUUCCCCUGGUAUUUAAUGAUUGGAGACGCAGCCGAGCGAGAAGCACAGUCUGGUCAGCUCAUCACCGAUGCUGCCAGUAGCAGAAAGAGAGAAGGGGUUAUUUGAGGGAAAUUGCUCAGAGACUGAUCUAUAUGAGUCAUUUUGUUUUUGCUCCUUCUGCCUUAUAUGGAGCUCACCUCCUAAUCAGCCACCGUCUUCAACUGAAACACAGCCGCUAAGAAACAAGUCACUGGAUUCUACCUGGAGUUGUCUAAUACAUGCAGCAACCUAUCAUAGUGGCACUGUUCAGCAGCAAUAAAAUUACUUUUUGGCAUGGUAUGGGCGAUUUUGAGGAGAAAAAUAUAUUUUUUUAAUACUCCUGCCUGCUAAAUUGGUGUGAACCAUUCUUCCUUGAAUAUGUCCUUAAAUAUUUGAUUCACCCAAAUUACUUAGAUGUUAUUUCUUCAGUAGAAAGUAAUUAAAUAAAAGCUGUUCACAGCAAAGUCUGUGGAUAAUUGAAAGUAACAGGGACAUUCUUUUCAAAAAAACACUCCACUUUAAUCAGUGUUUUUACACUAACAAUGGUCCAUAUCGUUAUUUGUGUGUGUGAAAGCAGUUUCACUCCUGUUGGGAUGAACACUUAGAUAGUGACCACCCAACUCACAACACUCCAAACCCCUCUGUUCUGCAGCGCUGCAGACCUGAGGAGGACUGAAUCGGGAAGCUCAUUGUUUUGGUUUAUGACUCGCAGCUUUACUUUGACUUAGGCAGAAAUCCUAAUCCACUGAGCAGGUGCCAUACAAUCAGGAGACGGAAGAAAUUAGUGACUAGCUUUUGAACAGAAUAAAACAUUUAAUAUUUAUGAAAGGAUUGAAAAUCGGACAUACAUUACAUUAAUCAGAUAGCCAGCCAACACACAAAUGUUGGUGUGUAAAUAAAUGUAUGCCAC